AUGAGCCUCACGAACCCAUCGUCAGGGGCGUCUGGACCGGGGUCGGGGUCAGCAUCGAGGACUCAAUCCCUGAAGAGGAGUGUCCAGGCAGCAUUUGAUGAUCCCGCCGAUAGAGGCACCGGCCCGAUGGGGUACCAGAGCAAGGUCCGGGUGACAGACAGGUACAAGGUCGUCGGCUUUAUCAGUAGCGGGACCUACGGCCGCGUGUACAAGGCGCUCGGCCGCCACGGGUCGCCGGGCGAGUUCGCCAUCAAAAAGUUCAAGCCCGACAAGGAGGGCGAGCAAGUGGCAUACACGGGCAUCUCCCAAUCGGCGGUGCGCGAGAUGGCACUGUGCUCCGAACUCAACCAUCAGAACGUCAUCAGGCUGGUCGAGAUCAUCCUCGAGGACAAGUGCAUCUUCAUGGUGUUCGAGUACGCCGAGCACGACCUCCUCCAGAUCAUCCACCACCACACCCAGCAGCCGCGGCACCCCAUACCGGCCACCACCAUAAAGUCCAUCAUGUUCCAGCUCCUCAACGGUUGCCAGUACCUGCACACCAACUGGGUGCUCCACCGCGACCUCAAGCCCGCUAACAUCAUGGUGACGUCGUCCGGCGAGGUCAAGAUCGGCGACCUCGGGCUGGCCCGGCUGUUUUACAAGCCGCUCCACGCGCUCUUCAGCGGCGAUAAGGUGGUCGUGACGAUAUGGUAUCGCGCCCCGGAGCUGCUCCUGGGCAGCAAGCACUACACGCCCGCCAUCGACAUGUGGGCGGUGGGCUGCAUCUUCGCCGAGCUGCUGUCGCUCCGGCCCAUCUUCAAGGGAGAGGAGGCCAAGAUGGACAACAAGAAGACGGUCCCCUUCCAGCGGAACCAGAUGCAGCGCAUCGUCGACAUCAUGGGCCUGCCGACCAAGGAGCGCUGGCCCCUGCUGACGAGCAUGCCCGACUACAGCCACCUGUCCACCCUGCAGCCGCCGCUCAGCGGCCAGGGCCACCACCAUUCCCACCACCACGCGGCCCAGCACUACGGCAGCGGCGGCCACCAGCAGCGGUCGUCGGCGGCAGCCGCCGGCGUCAGCCACCUGGAGAAGUGGUACUACAACACCAUCAACCAGCCCACGACCAGCAGCGCCAACACCAGCUCCAGCGCCAGCAACGGCAACAGCAGCAGCAGCACCAGCGGCGGCACGUCCGGGCAGGGGUCGUCCCCACUAGCCAGCCUGGGGCAGGAGGGGUACGGGCUGCUGUCGGGCCUGCUGGAGUACGACCCGGAGCGGCGGCUGACGGCGGCGGAGGCGCUGCAGCACCCCUUCUUCACGACGGGCGACCCGGUCCGCGCCAACUGCUUCGAGGGCCUCAAGGCCGAGUACCCGCACCGCCGCGUCAGCCAGGACGACAACGACAUACGCACCAGCUCGCUGCCGGGGACGAAGAGGAGUGGGCUGCCUGACGACACGAUCGUCAGGCCUGGGAAGAGGGUCAAAGACGGGUGA
This is a messenger RNA of Phialemonium atrogriseum, 1473 nucleotides long. RefSeq names its product kinase-like domain-containing protein. The record is from RefSeq and is a predicted model, not a curated record. Gene Ontology annotation, cellular component: nucleus; mediator complex. The coding region runs from base 1 to 1473 and encodes 490 amino acids. Gene Ontology annotation, biological process: protein phosphorylation. NCBI's taxonomy places the organism in Eukaryota, Fungi, Ascomycota, Sordariomycetes, Cephalothecales, Cephalothecaceae. Gene Ontology annotation, molecular function: ATP binding; cyclin-dependent protein serine/threonine kinase activity. The transcript is spliced from 2 exons.